Messenger RNA from Piliocolobus tephrosceles (Ugandan red Colobus), 951 nucleotides. RefSeq names its product taste 2 receptor member 60 (gene TAS2R60). NCBI's taxonomy places the organism in Eukaryota, Metazoa, Chordata, Mammalia, Primates, Cercopithecidae. The record is from RefSeq and is a predicted model, not a curated record. Gene Ontology annotation, biological process: sensory perception of taste; G protein-coupled receptor signaling pathway. Gene Ontology annotation, cellular component: membrane. Gene Ontology annotation, molecular function: G protein-coupled receptor activity; bitter taste receptor activity.
AUGAAUUGAGACCACAUGGUUCUAGGAUCUUUGGUGACUGACGAGAAGGCCAUCAUCUUGGUUAUCAUUUUACUCCUUUUGUGCCUGGUAGCAAUAGCAGGCAAUGGCUUCAUCACUGCUGCUCUGGGUGUGGAAUGGGUGCUACGGAGAACGUUGUUGCCUUGUGAUAAGUUACUGGUUAGCCUAGGGGCCUCUCGCUUUUGUCUGCAGUGGGUGGUAAUGGCCAAGACCAUUUAUGUUUUGCUGUAUCCCACAGCCUUCCCAUACAACCCUGUACUGCAGUUUCUAGCUUUCCAGUGGGACUUCCUGAAUGCUGCCACCUUGUGAUUCUCUAGCUGGCUCAGUGUCUUCUAUUGUGUGAAAAUUGCCACCUUCACCCACCCUGUCUUCCUCUGGCUAAGGCACAAGUUGUUUGAAUGGGUACCAUGGAUGCUUUUUGGCUCUGUAGGGCUCUCCAGCUUCACCACCAUUCUAUUUUUCAUAGGCAACCACAGAAUAUAUCAGAAUUAUUUAAGGAACCAUCUACAACCUUGGAAUGUCACUGGCAAUAGCAUAUGGAGCUACUGUGAGAAAUUCUACCUUUUCCCUCUAAAAAUGAUUACUUGGACAAUGUCCACUGCUGUCUUUUUCAUUUGCAUGAUUUUGCUCAUCACGUCUCUGGGAAGACACAUGGAGAAGGCUCUCCUUACAACCUCAGGAUUCCGAGAACCCAGUGUGCAGGCACAUGUAAAGGCUCUGCUGGCUCUCCUCUCUUUUGCCAUGCUCUUCAUCUCAUAUUUCCUGUCACUGGUGUUCAGUGCCGCAGGUAUUUUUUCACCUCUGGAAUUCUGGGUAGGGGAGUCAGUGAUUUAUCUAUGUGCAGCAGUUCACCCCAUCAUUCUGCUCUUCAGCAACCGCAGGCUGAGAGCUGUGCUGGAGAGGUGCCGUUCCUCAAGGUGCGGGACACCUUGA